UUUCCAUACUAUUAGAGUCCAAAUACUAAUAAAUUAGUGAUUAGUGAUUGAUUUGCUGCUAAAGAAGUUAUCCAGUCAAGAAUCAAUCGACUCUGCCACCCUGAAAUCGAGCCGCUUCCAUUCAAUUCGAGGAUGAGGCAGGGAGAUUCAGAGGAAGAGGAUACCGCCCCUGGGUCAAAUCCGGAUGGACAUUGCGCUAUUGGUGGUCUCAGUGCAAGGGGGGUCAACCAGUUCGAUUCAUUCGAUGUUGAAACCGCCCGUGAAGGUUUGACCGAGGGGACAGUUAGUUUGGAAAUGAUAAUGAAGCUAGCGGUUCAGAGCAUCGGAGUAGUGUACGGCGACAUCGGGACAUCACCGCUCUACGCCCUGCCAGGAAUCUUCCCAGAUGGGAUCAAGGACGAUGAGGACAUCCUGGGAGCAAUGUCUCUCAUUUUUUACUCCAUUGUCAUCAUCUUCAUGCUGAAGUAUGUGUUUAUUGUUCUGUCCGCGAAUGAUCAUGGAGAUGGCGGAACAUUCGCGUUGUACUCUCUGAUAUGCCGGCACUCUAAGAGCAGCCUGAUCCCAAAUCAACAGGCGGAGGAUCAAGAAAUCUCCAACUACCAUUUGCAGCUACCGAGUCGCCGCCUCAAAAUGGCCUCCAUGCUCAAGUCGUGGCUCGAGAGCAGCAUAAAUGCCAAGUACUUCCUCCUGUUGACCACUAUGCUCGGCACCUCCAUGGUCCUCGGGGACGGAAUUUUAACACCUUGCAUUUCAGUAUUGUCGGCUGUUGGAGGUAUAAAGGUGGCGGUUAGUUCCAUGACGGACGACACAAUCAUGUGGAUAUCGGUCGUGAUACUGGUUAUCCUCUUCUUGGUCCAACAGUUCGGGACUCAUAGGAUUGGGUACAGUUUUGCCCCAAUCCUCAUGCUGUGGUUCCUUAGCAUUGCUUUGAUCGGCAUCUUCAACUUCGUGAAGUAUGAUCCGACAGUAAUCAAAGCUCUGAAUCCCACGUACAUCGUAACAUAUUUCCAGAGGAACCAUAAGGAGGCAUGGAUCUCUCUUGGUGGUGUCAUUCUUUGCCUCACAGGUUCAGAAGCACUGUUCGCCGAUCUCGGCCAUUUUCACAUCCAUUCUAUUCAGAUAAGCUCGUGUGGGGUAGUUUUCCCUGCCAUCAUGCUCGCCUACUUCGGUCAAGCUUCAUAUCUCCGUAAGCAUGCUGAAAAUGUCACCACCGUGUUCUACAGCUCUAUCCCAAAACCGGUGUACUGGCCUAUGUUUGUUGUGGCAGUGUUGGCUGCAAUUAUCGCCAGUCAGGCUCUGAUCUCCGCCGCAUUUCAGAUUGUAAAGCAAUCGAUGGCUCUUGGUUGUUUUCCCCGGGUCAAGGUCGUCCACACCUCGGCUAAGCUCGAGGGCCAGAUCUACAUCCCAGAGAUUAAUGCCUUCCUGAUGUUGGCCUGUGUCGGAGUCACCCUCAGUUUCAAGAACACUUUGCAGAUCGGAAAUGCUUACGGGAUUGCGGUUGGAACUGUCUUUGUGAUCACAUCGAUCUUUCUCGUUAUCGUGAUGGUCAUGAUAUGGAAGACCAACAUCAUUUUUGUGAUAAUCUAUAUUCUGACGAUUGGGGUGAUUGAGCUCGUGUUUCUGAGUGCCGUCCUCUACAAGUUUGUCGAUGGAGGGUACCUUCCCUUGAUCUUUUCUUUUAUUAUGGUGUGCAUCAUGUUCGUAUGGCUCUACGGGUACCGUAAGAAGUACAACUACGAGCUCAUCAACAAGGUCUCGGCCAAUGAGCUCAUCAAGAUGGCUUCGAGCACGAACAUUAGGCGGGUCCCGGGGAUCGCCCUGUUCUAUUCAGAGCUCGUCCAAGGCAUCACUCCAAUGUUCACCCACUACAUAGUGAACGUGCCCGUGCUUCACUCCAUCCUCGUAUUCGUGUCGAUAAAGUGUCUCACUUUAAGCCAUGUCCGCCUUCAAGAGCGGUUCGUCUUCAUUCAACUGGAGCCACGCUAUCUUGCCAUAUAUCGGUGUGUGGUGAGGUAUGGGUACAGGGAUGCGAGGAUGGAGCAUGAGGUGUUCGAGGGGAUGAUGGUGAGCCAGCUCAAGGAGUUCAUUCGAAACCAUCAACUCAACUGCAACAGGAUCGAAUCUGCCGAACAGGAGGGUCCACUGACAGGCGAGGAAUUAGUGGAUGAUGCGCUGAAGAACGGCGGCAUCACUUACCUGAUGGCCGAGAGCGAUGUGGUGGCUCCGAAGGGGUCGAGGCUGCUAGAACGGGUGAUGAUCAAUUAUUUGUUCUCAUGGUUGAAGAGCUUCGUUCGAAAGCAGGACCAAAUUUUCAAUAUCCCACGCAAGCGCCUCCUCAAGGUCGGGACCUCAUAUGAGAUUAUCGAUUAAUUGAAUUUUAGAAGAUCAUAUCAGCUUUUUCAGGAUCAUAAAGGAAGCUCAUAGAUAUAAUAUACAAGGAUAUGAAAUAAACAAAAAUAAGCGAAAUAAGAAAGUACACAAGUCCCAUCGAUCUCUUAGUUCCGAGUCGACGCCUUCCUUUUCACUUAGACUUCCUCGAUUGUACGAGCUUAUUUAGUAUGAUAUGAUGUAAUAGUUGGAACUUGCUAUAGUUAGUAUAGUUCGUUGGGAAUUUGGAAGUGUAUCUUUCAAAAAGAUUACGUUUUUACAAAUUUAUUAUCAAUAAGAUUGUGA
Molecule: messenger RNA, 2673 nt
Organism: Punica granatum (pomegranate)
Lineage: Eukaryota; Viridiplantae; Streptophyta; Magnoliopsida; Myrtales; Lythraceae
Source: RefSeq, a predicted model, not a curated record